AACUGCGCAGCCGAACUUCCAGCUUCCUCUUUAGUGAGCGAUUGGCCGCUGAAGACUAGCGUAAUUUACGUAGACAAACAUGGCGGGGUAGCAACAUAGACGUCCCGUUGCCAUGUGAAAUUUGUGCGAAAUGGCAACCCGUGAAACCCUCCAUGAGAAUGUGGGAAACAAGGAGAAGUGUCCAAAACCCUCCAAGAAGUGCAAACAGACAUACUGUCUUUUGUGUCGCAAGUAUCAUCUCAAGAGUGAAGCGCAUGAGCAUAUGCAUGGCAUGCUGCAUCACAGAGAGCUGGAGAGAGUGUUAGGCAAGGAUAUCGAUCAUCAUUGCCAGGCAUGUAGUACACGCUGCAUGGGUUUAAAUGGGUACGCUAAGCACAUCUCAACUGCUCAGCACAAAGCCCAGUUGACAAUGUUGGUGUCCAAAAAUAUAAAGCCUGUCAGUCUGUUAAAGACUCUGGAUCACGACGCCAUCAACAGAAUCCAGGAGAGAAACAAAACACUAAGGAAUCAGGAAAAGAAAGCAAGAAAAAAGAAAAAGAAAAAAGAGAAGCAGACAGAGGGUCAGAAGCAGGCAGAAACGCAACAGAAAAAAAGCGUUGCACCAUCCAAAAAAGUGAAGCUGAAAAAAUCCCAGCAGGUGAAGUUGAGGAUCUGGAGACGGGUGCAGGAACCUCAACAGGAAGGAAGCAAUUUUGCUGUUUUCCAAAACAAGGAGAACAGUCUGCGAAGAUCUCUCCACUGUGCAGACUCAACUCUGCAGAAUCAAAGCAGGAGAUUCGUUUACUGGCCAGAACCGCCAGCAGGUGGAACUUGGCAUCACCCUCACGUUCAAGGUCAGUUCACCCAAUCAUCUCAACACCUGAGCUAUGACAGCAACUUCUCUGUCAGCAGGCAGUUCAGCAGAGCCUCAGUUGGUAGCUCCCAAACAGACGGACAUCUUACAAAACCACACGAGUCUCAGUGGGAUGUCACUGAAAUGACAGAACCAAUGUCUGCCGUCAGCAAGUCCAGCUAUCACAAUCCUGCUACGUAUGGAGACUUCACCAGUGAUUGCCUCCCUCAGAGUGGAGCCAUCAUCUUUGAUCAUGGUGAGGGUGAGAGUUCAGGAUCUUCUCAGCCACGACAAGAAGGUUCAGCUCAACCUGCUUCAGCCAAAAAAUCUGACAACGCAGCUCCGAUAGAGGAUGUAGACGUCGGUGCCAUGCUGAAGCACAUCAGAAGAGUGCUCGGUGUGAGGGAGCCAUGUAGAGCAGACCGAGAAGCCAGGAGGCAGAACGCCACACAGCAAGCUGGGACUGAGGUGGAGCAGCGAGCAGGCGUUUCCCUCAGGAACCAUGCCACUUCUGCUCCAUCUAGAACUGUGCCAUCUCCUCAGGUCAACACCCCUGCUUCUGCUGCCUCUGCUGCUGUUUGUUCUUCCACUGUACCAAAGCCAAAUCCGGGAGCACUCAGUAAGACACAAGAAGCACCUCAGUAUUGUGAGAUGAGCUCUGUAGCAGCGAAUGGACAAUCAGGCAGCAGGGAAGGAGAGUCUCAGGUGGCUGCCGACAGCUGGGCUUCUCUCAAACAACCUACAGUCGAAGCUACAUCCUUUGAGCCCAAAUGUAACAACACCACUAAGGUCCGAAUUGCCCACAAAGCGGCCGAAAAUCAGGGGGUCAGAGAGGCCAGACUGAAACCAACCCUGAACAAGUUGCUCAGCUUAUCAGGAGCCAGAAGUAAGUUGAGCUGGAGCCAGAUCUGUGACAACAUGAAGAAGAAGCAGCUAAAAGGGCUGCCCAGGUUUGGAAUCGAGUUUGUAAACCGCCCAACUAUCCAAGAAAGCUCCACACAACCGAAGGACAUUGACCUGCCUCUGUCCGAAGGUUUCCAUUGGGAGUCGAUUCCAGGCAGUCCUUCACUUCUACGCAUGACUUUACCACCUCCACCACCACAACAGACAACGGCAGCCGACUGUCGCACAGAGACACCGCCAGAUACUCAGACGCAGAAAACUUUGGAGCAACCAGAUGCAGCUCAGACAAGCUGCAGGAGUCAAAUGGUAGCAGGAUUCUCUGUGAAGGUGGAACCACAUUUGAAGAAUGACAAUGGAGAUUCGACCGACAACAGUGUUACGAGCAAGAGGAAAGACAAAAUGCUGACAGAUGAUGGCAUUUCUGACCUGGAGCCAAGAAGAAAAAAGAAGACAAUGAACUCCAACAAGGACCACAGUUCAAUGGACCAGCUCUUGGUGGUUUCGCUGAGGGAGGAGGAGUUGAGCCACUCGUUGCAAGAUUUGGACCAGUCUCUGUUCCAGGCCCGCAAUGCCCUGCAAGCUGCCUACGCAGAAGUCCAAAGACUGAUGUUACUAAGACAGCAGUUCACUGCGGAGGUCAAUGGUCUGAGAGCCAAGCGCAUUGAGAUCCUGCAGGAAAUGCAAGAAGGGUACACUGGAGCAUCUAAUCUGGCAGAGAAACCCUCCACCUCUUCAGCACUGGUUGCUACUACUGUGCAGCCACCUUCUCUUUCUACCUCUGGUGCCUUCCCCACCUCCUCAAGCCAACAAACACCUGCUACAACCUCAGCAUCGUCUACCCCUCAACCUCAGCCAACUCCCCCCACUCUGUCAGCAAAGCAAGAAAUCUGCCAGCUGCCCACAGCUGGACAGACCAGCUAUUUUGCCAACACAGUGUCCUGUAACACUGAUGCCCCUCAGGUCUCUAUGAAGCAACCUGUGCCUUUAUUUCCCCCUAAUCUCCUCCCCUCUCUGCUGCUCCAACCACCACACCUAACCACUCCUGCAACCACUGCUGCUUCUGCUAAGCAACCCACAGCAGAGAGCUCCGCAUCAGUGAAUCCGCCUCCUCCUGAAUCAUCUGCCAGGCAGCAGGAGCAAGAGAAACAGAAGGGGAUGAAGGACUGUGUGAAGACAGCAGCAGAUCCAGCAGAAAGUGUUUGUGAUGAAGUGGCAGCAGGAAAUCACAGCAAAGGACAAGUUAAAUUAAGAGAGCCAGCAACUGACAAGUCUGUCCGCGAAAGACAUGAAAGUGCUGCUGUAGCAAAUGAUGAAGGGAAUCAAAGCGAUGAUUCUGUGGAAGUGAUUGACUCCUCCAACUCAGUGGUCAUAUACAUUGAGUCUGACCAUGAGGAAUCACCAGAGACAGAUUCUAAUGUUCCAGUGCAGCCAGAGCGUCCACAGAGCACUGAAAGCACACGGACUCUUCAGCAAAUUGACACUGACAGAAAGAUUCAGCCUUUUUCUAUGACAGCAAACGAAGCAACGAGUCCUGCAGAGCCUGCUGAGGAUCAGGAACCAUCCGAGGGAGCAUUUGAAGGUCACACCGGCCCCGUUCUCGGCUUGCAAGUUCACGAUGGCUUAUUGUACACAUGCUCAGGGGAUAACACAGCGCGGGCCUACAGUCUGGUGAACAGAGAAUGCCAAGCAGUGUUCGAGGGUCACACCAAUAAAAUCAACUGUCUGCUGGUGUCGUCCCUCCCGAACAUGCCGACACGCCUCUACACCGGUUCCAGCGACCAAACUGUGCGCUGUUACAACACAAAGUCUAAGAAGUGUCUGGAGCAGAUCUCCCUACCAGACAGAGUGUUGUGUUUGCACAUAGCCUGGCAUAUUCUGUAUGUUGGGCUCGCCAGUGGAUCAGUCGCUAGCUUCGAUUUAAAGACCCUGAAGCAGCUGGAUGUGUUCGAGUGCCACGGCCCACGAGGGGUGAGUUGUCUGGGUACAGCUCAGGAGGGCGCCCGCCGGCUUCUGCUGGUCGGAUCGUAUGACAGCACCAUCAGCGUACGAGAUGCUAAGAGUGGCCUGCUGCUGCGCUCGCUGGAGGGUCACAGCAAGACUGUACUCUGCCUGAAGGUGGUGAAUGACCUGGUGUUCAGCGGCUCCAGUGACACAUCUGUCCACGCCCACAACAUCCAUACGGGCGACUUGAUUCGCAUCUACAAGGGUCACGGUCAUGCCGUCACAGCGAUUGUUAUCCUGGGGAAAGUGAUGGUAACAGCCUGUCUGGAUGAACUGGUUCGAGUCUAUGAGCUGCAGUCCCAUGACCGGCUGCAGGUCUACGGGGGUCACAGUGGCAUGGUGAUGUGUAUGGCUGUACAUAAGAGCGUGAUCUACACAGGUUGUUACGAUGGCAGCGUUCAAGCUGUAAAGCUCAACUUGAUGCAAAACUACCGCUGCUGGUGGCAGAAUUGUUCUCUGAUCUUCGGCAUGUCGGACCAUCUUGUUCAGCACCUAGUUAGAGAUCACAGCAACCCGAACAUGCAGAUGCUCAAAUGUCGCUGGAGAGGCUGCGACUCUUUUUUUGCCACACGGCAAUCAGUUAAAGAGGAGCUGCCUGAACACAUGCAGGGCCACGUGGAGAACGACAGCAAGGUGCAGCCUUGAAGAGAAGUGGAGGUAACGCCAUGCAGCAGCCGAGGAUGGAGAUUCAUCCAUCGUGAAGCACAAGCUCAUGUCCUUGUUUAUUAGUUGUUUCAUGUGUGGUUGUAUAGACACACAAGCUCUACUAAUGUUCAAGAGCAGAUUCAGAGUGUGGCUGAUCACAUCCUUGUGGUCUUAUGCAAACUACAUGAGCUCUUGUUCUCUGAACUGUGACUCAGACAGAAAAGUCAAUCUACUGUUUGUCAGGUGUUUUUCAGCUUUUGUUCUUGAUCAGUUCUCUGCAGCCAUCUGUUUUGAGUAAUUAUUUGAUGAGUACAAUGAUUUCAGUGUAUUUCCUGCACUGAAGAAUUUCUGGCGUCCUUGAGAGAAGUUCCAGCCGGAACCAAAGUAAAAUCACCAGAGCCAAAAUGAUAAGAAUUAAAAGUAUCCAUGAUUUGUCAUUUGGGCUUUCAUUUACUCAAGCAUAAUAGACAUUUUUGUUUAUCAAACCGUCGGAAAUAACAGGAAAAAUGCAUAGAUUCCUGUCAAAUAUGCUAACGCAGACUCAAAUCCUGAGUUUAUUUCUUUAUUUUUUUGCAUUCAUUGGUCGACACUUUUUUUUAUCACUGUGAAUCCGUCACACAAGGCUUCUGACAGCACGUCAUGAGUGUCAUUAGUUCUGAUGUGAAGCUAAUUAUAAAGAACAUUUCAGCAAAGAUGGCAUAAACACGUCGGAGCAGCUUGUGUGAAGCAGCUGAUAGUGUGAACUAAUACAGUACAAGUUGCAGAUAUUUCUCUUAAAUGCAUACAGUCAUCAAAUGUCCAUGUUUGUCUUAGUAAAUUCUCCAUCUGUACAGUUUAGUUACUUUGUGCCUACAUUACCCACAUUACAACACAACCACCAACAGUUCAGUCACUGAUUCUUGUCUAUUUUGUAGAAUCCUCAAGUUCCCUACUGAAUAUAUUCCAGAUUUCAUGUUUUUCAUCACACACUGACCUGUUUUUUUUUCUUCUUCUCUCUACAUUAUGGAGAUAAUAAACUGUACUUACCUCCAGA
Amphiprion ocellaris (clown anemonefish) is the source of this 5414-nucleotide messenger RNA. RefSeq names its product zinc finger protein 106b (gene znf106b). The record is from RefSeq and is a predicted model, not a curated record. Bases 131 to 4381 code for a protein of 1416 amino acids. The transcript is spliced from 21 exons. Gene Ontology annotation, cellular component: cytosol; membrane. NCBI's taxonomy places the organism in Eukaryota, Metazoa, Chordata, Actinopteri, Pomacentridae. Gene Ontology annotation, molecular function: RNA binding; SH3 domain binding.